AACGAGGCGCAACCGGCCCUGGAGCACCUCGCCGGGAGUUCCGCCGCGCGCGAACGCGCCCUCCGGCGGUUUGAUCGGGACGAACCCCCGCCAUACGUGUCGUCGACCGAGGAAGACCCCGAGGAAGGGUACGAGCGCUUGGCUCUCCAGGCAGCUGGCGCUAUAAUGCCCGACGAGAUGAAUCGGCUGUUGAACGAACCUCUCGACGAUGCCGAGCGCGACAGGGUGGCAUUGGGCUUAGCAAGUUCGGGUCGACAGCGAGCAUACCACCCCGGCGAACGCUACGACAAGGAGUUGGAACUCGAAAAGUAUCGCAUCGAGACAUGGGCCAGCCGUAGCGCCAACGACGAGACGAAGGAUUAUCUUAGGCAGCUGGGGUCGGCAAAGAAGGGGCGAGCGGGCCGCGAACGCGUGAAUAUAAUUGCACGCCGCAACAUCCGGCGGCGAUGGCAGAAGCUCGGUGUUUGGAAUCCGGCAUGGGGCAUACCCGGCCGGGCGGACAAUCCAGAUCUCAGCGACGAGACGUAUGAUUGGAAAUGGCGGUGGCAGCAAGACGUCCCCGAUGCCGGCUGGCUUCCCAAAACCCACAAAAUAGCCCAGAAUCCAGACCAUCCGGUGACGCGUGUGGUGCAGUUGCGCGAGGGCGUGCGGCGGGGCGAGCACAGUCCGGUACAGCCACGCUCGUGCCUCGGGGAGGAUGCCUCGAUCUCACAGGCAGAGUCUUUCAUCACGUCGCGGCCCUGGUUCAUGUUUAGGGUCGAGCUCCGCGAGGAGGGCCAGAGACUGGAACGAGUAUCGGCGCAGAUAAGGCGACACUACGACUUAUCGGCUCCCACAAUCGUCAAGGGGCGCUGGAAAGACAGAGGUGACUGGCAGGCGGGCUGGCAAAAAUCUACAGGCGACGAGCUGAUCGGGUGGAAGUGGCGCCACGAAAGCCCCAGCCCGGAACCCGAAGACCUCUCGGGGCUCAACAACCUAGCCACGUUCGAGUUCAGCCCGUCCGAAGCCGACGCGCUCGAGGCCAUCCCGCCACCGACGCCGACGCCACCA
Molecule: messenger RNA, 1050 nt
Organism: Trematosphaeria pertusa
Lineage: Eukaryota; Fungi; Ascomycota; Dothideomycetes; Pleosporales; Trematosphaeriaceae
Exons: 1
Source: RefSeq, a predicted model, not a curated record